AUGGCUUCAUAAUCGGCUCUCUAAAACCCUCUCUAACUUUCUCCUUUCUCUAGUGGGUUCUCAUUAGUCAUCAUCACACUACCCAUCUGCUCAGCAUUCUUCUUCAUCUACAACCAUUUUUAAAUAAUCUAACUAUUUCCCUUCUUGAAAUCUCACACUGAAUAAUUCGGUGAAGAAUUUUUUACAAGAUGUUGGCUUUGUUCGAAACCCCAGCAGGUUUUGCCCUUUUCAAACUUUUAGAUGAAGAGAGACUUUCUCAAAUUGAGGAUUUGUGGAAAGACUUCGCCUCUAUUGAUUCAGCUAGAAAGAUAGUAAAGCUGAAAGCAUUUGACAAGUUUGAAAACACAUCAGAAGCAUUAUCAGCAGCCGCAUUAUUGAUCGACAGCAAACCAAGCAAAGGACUGAGAAAAUUCUUGAAAGCACACUGCAAGGGUGAAACAUUAGCUGUUGCUGAUUCUAAACUUGGAAAUGCUAUAAAAGAGAAACUGCAAAUUGAUUGUGUACACAAUAAUGCUGUGAUGGAGCUGAUGAGAGGGGUGAGAAGUCAGUUGACUGAACUUAUUGCUGGGCUUGGAACUCAAGAUCUUGCUCCAAUGAGUUUGGGUUUAUCUCAUAGCUUGUCAAGAUAUAAGUUAAAGUUCAGUCCUGAAAAGGUAGACACCAUGAUCAUUCAAGCUAUUGGGUUGUUGGAUGAUCUUGAUAAAGAGCUUAAUACAUAUGCCAUGAGGGUCCGUGAAUGGUAUGGGUGGCAUUUUCCCGAACUUGCAAAGAUUGUUCAAGACAACAUACUCUAUGCUAAGACCGUGAAGUUGAUGGGUGAUCGUGCUUAUGCUGGGCAGCUAGACUUCUCUGAGAUAUUGCCCGAGGAGGUCGAGACAGAGCUUAAAGAGGCUGCCAUGAUUUCUAUGGGAACUGAAGUCAGCGAUCUUGAUCUAAUCAAUAUCAAGGAGCUUUGUGACCAAGUUUUGUCUCUAGCAGAAUACAGAGCUCAGUUAUACGAUUAUUUGAAAAGCAGAAUGAACACAAUUGCUCCAAAUUUGACUGCUCUUGUUGGUGAGCUUGUUGGUGCUCGUCUAAUUGCCCAUGGUGGGAGUUUGAUAAACCUUGCAAAGCAGCCCGGGAGCACUGUGCAAAUUCUUGGGGCAGAGAAAGCUCUUUUUCGAGCCUUAAAGACAAAGCAUGCAACUCCGAAAUAUGGUCUUAUCUAUCAUGCUUCGUUGAUUGGACAGGCUGCCCCUAAGCACAAGGGCAAAAUUUCUCGUUCUCUUGCAGCAAAAACUGCAUUAGCAAUUCGUUAUGAUGCUCUCGGAGAUAGCCCUGAUAGCACUAUGGGACUUGAAAAUCGGGCCAAGCUUGAAGCACGUCUAAGGAACCUUGAAGGUAAAGAAUUGGGUCGGUCUGCGGGAUCAGCCAAGGGAAAGCCCCAAAUAGAAGCCUACAACGAAGAUCAUAAAAAGGGUGCAGGGGCUCUAAUUACCCCUUCAAGGAGUUAUAAUCCAGCCUCUGAUUCCAUUCUCGGUAAGGAUGAGAGUACGACAGAGGGAACAAAGAAGUCAAAGAAAGAAAAGGAGAAAAAGAAGUCUCCUGUUGUAGAAAAUGAUGAUGGCGUGGAUGAAAAUGUUGAAGCUCAAGACAAAAAGUGUGCAAAAAAAGAGAAAAAGAAAAAGAAGCAUGCUAAGAAUGAUGAAGACGAAGUAGAAGAAAAAGAUGUCCAACAAGAUGAGGAGAUCACGAAAAAGGAAAAGAAGAAGAAGAAGAAGAAGCAAGCCGAGGACGAGGAAAGUGUCGAAGUUGUAGAAAAAGACAAGAAAAAGAAGAGAAAGCACGCGGAUGACGAAGCAAAAGUUGUGAGUGAAAAGGAGAAGAAAAAGAAGAAAAGGAAGGUUAGCAAGGAAUAGGGUAAAGAUAAACAAUUUUGGGCAUGGUUGAAAAACCAAUGGGAAUGAUAUUCCUUUGGAAAUUCCUGCUUGCUGGGCUGGGUGUUUCUUUUUGGUUGUGUAUGUGUCUGUUUGUUUGUUCAAGAGUCAAGACUACUGACACUAUAGUCUAUAGCACAAAAUCCUGUAAGUUAUGUUAUUUGUUGGCAUAAAUUAUUUUUGACUAAUUCUAUCCAAGAUCAGGAUUUUCAUUUAGGGAGUAGGUUGGGAAUGGGAGGAAACUGUUUUGAAAUAUAUUUCUACUCAGUGUUCUUGGAUUUGUGAGCUUAUUAUAGCUGCUUCUACUCCAAAUUCUUUUUAUACUCAUAAUAUUUGAGAAUGACAA
This is a messenger RNA of Amaranthus tricolor (Joseph's coat), 2262 nucleotides long. RefSeq names its product probable nucleolar protein 5-2. The transcript is spliced from 8 exons. Gene Ontology annotation, cellular component: small-subunit processome; box C/D methylation guide snoRNP complex. Gene Ontology annotation, molecular function: snoRNA binding. NCBI's taxonomy places the organism in Eukaryota, Viridiplantae, Streptophyta, Magnoliopsida, Caryophyllales, Amaranthaceae. The record is from RefSeq and is a predicted model, not a curated record. Bases 189 to 1898 code for a protein of 569 amino acids.